Messenger RNA from Nezara viridula (southern green stink bug), 710 nucleotides. Lineage: Eukaryota; Metazoa; Arthropoda; Insecta; Hemiptera; Pentatomidae. The record is from the annotation of a GenBank genome assembly.
AUUUGGUAUUGUUUUAUUUUCCAUUCCAAUAGUAUUGAUAUUACUGGAUAUAGGUUAGGUUCUAGCAUGUAAUUGUAUCGAUUAGUGAUUUCGUGCAUUGAGAGUCAGAAUUAAGUGUUCAGUUAAACAGUUGCUUCUAGUAGGUUAUAUGAGAUGACAAAAAUAUGUAAUGAAACGUCGUAAUUUGCCGACGUGAACCAUUAUAAUGAUCGUUCGAGUGAUGUUAGCGACGGCCAUAUGGUAUCAAAAUUAUAAAUGAAACUUACCAGGGCAUACCGAUGUAGCCCAAGACCAAAUUCACGAUGCUGAAACGGAAACUGUGUUGCUAGACUUCCUGGCCAAUGGCUACGCCCAAGCGGGCACGGGAGGGGGGGCUACCUGCGCGCGCAGGUCGCUCUAUCAAACCUCCGCCGAGCUUGUGCUCAGUGUCGACCAAGAGCAUUGAGAGGAUGUUAUCGUCGACGGCGGGAGUAGUCACCGUGAAGACUACACCCUUCGGGGACCAGCAGCCGGGAACCUCCGGUCUUAGGAAGCCAUUACAAGGCUACAAGAAGAAACAUUACACGGAGAACUUCAUCGAAUCCAUCCUCAGGGCCGUCGGUCCAGGACUUCACAAGUCUUGCCUUGUCAUCGGCGGCGAUGGGCGAAAUCAUUGUGUGCAAGCGGCCACUCUUGCCAUCAAGAUGUCUGCAGCGAAAAAGGGAAUUUAG